This is a messenger RNA of Priapulus caudatus, 1210 nucleotides long. RefSeq names its product ER membrane protein complex subunit 3-like. Gene Ontology annotation, cellular component: EMC complex; membrane. The record is from RefSeq and is a predicted model, not a curated record. NCBI's taxonomy places the organism in Eukaryota, Metazoa, Priapulida, Priapulimorpha, Priapulimorphida, Priapulidae. Bases 42 to 815 code for a protein of 257 amino acids. The transcript has 6 exons. Gene Ontology annotation, biological process: protein folding in endoplasmic reticulum.
CGCCGCUACCGCGAGUUCACGCGUGGCGCGAGCGAUUUGCAAUGGCGGAGUUAUUGCUUGAUCCCGAUAUUAGAUUAUGGGUUGUUUUGCCUAUUGUGAUAAUAACAUUUCUUAUUGGAAUUGUUCGCCAUCAUGCGACGAUACUCUUUUCAUCUGCAAAGAAAGUAGAGCUACAACAAGUAACAGAUAGCCAAGCAAUGAUACGGAGUCGUUUGUUACGAGAGAAUGGCAAGUACCUUCCAAAAGAAAGCUUUUUGAUGCGUAAGAACUUCUUCAACAAUGAGGAAACUGGAUUUUUCAAAACUCAAAAGAGAGCUGCUCCAGCUCAGAAUCCAAUGACAGACCCAACCAUGAUGACAGACAUGUUGAAGGGGAACCUUACUAAUGUUUUACCGAUGAUUGUCAUUGGAGGCUGGAUCAACUGGACCUUUUCUGGUUUUGUUACAACUAAAGUGCCAUUCCCGUUAACACUGAGGUUCAAGCCCAUGCUCCAAAGAGGAGUCGAACUCGCAUCUCUAGAUGCCUCAUGGGUAAGCUCUGCGUCUUGGUAUUUUCUCAACAUAUUUGGACUGCGAAGCAUGUACACGCUAAUUCUGGGACAAGAUAACCAGGCAGAUCAAACUAAGCAAAUGCAGGACCAGAUGUCAGGCGCAGCAAUGGCCAUGCCUCAAGAUCCGAAAGCAGCUUUUAAAGCAGAAUGGGAGGCACUGGAGAUCACUGACCAUCAGUGGGCUUUGCGUAAUGUUGAGGAUCAACUGAUUGCAUCUAGUCAAAUUAAUCCAGAGCCUGUUUUCACAAAGAACAAGUUUGAAUGAGAAUUCAAGAAUAAGACUGGUUGUAAGAGCAUGUUCUCACGUCCUGCAUUCGACGGCAUAUGUCAGACACAGAACCAGUUUAGCUACCAGCUUUUAUUUCCCAAUACUGCAGGCACAAGUCCUGUAACACCUAUGUUAUCACUUUGUUGUAAUGUAUCGUCUUUAUUCACUAGUAUUUUAAACAAGAAUGUUGGUUUACUCUACAACGAGUUCCUAAGGACUCUAGUAGUCUUACAAUAUCAGUUGUUAUUAUUUAGCAUUCUAAUUACAAUAUUAUUGUCACAGAGUUGUCCACAUAGCAACCAAUUUCAUAUAGUUGUCAUAACUAUAGCAUUAUAACCAAUGUCAUAAACUAUCGUAAAAAUAAAAUAAUUUAAUGAAGAGUAACAAAUGUA